ACACACACACACACACGCACACACACACACACACACACACACACACUAUGAACACUAAAAAGAAAAAAAAGAACAAAAAACCCCGUUCUUUUUUUAUUCAAUCAUUGACGUAGACAAUAAACAAGGGUGGGGGCGUGAUUUGUCGCUGGAGAUCAGCAGAGAAGCCUCCUGAUAUAGGCGGGUGAGCGACGAUAUUGUUCAAACAUAUUCCUGUCUGUCACCGGUAACUCGAGUUCCUUCAGUUAAGAACAUCGCCACCAAGAAAUCAUGUCUGCAUCGUCGUUGAUGUCGUUGUUGGCCAAGUCAACAUCAUCACCGGAGGAUUUGUUAAAUAAUGAUAUAAUUAAACAUUUUACCAAAAUAGAAGAUGAAGAGGGAAAUAGCAAGUUUGUUAUUUGCCAUGAUGGUGUCAUCUACCCGCCAAUUCCUUCACUUUUGGAAUGUCUACCAAGAAUUUCUACAUUCAAGAAAAAGUCUGAUGAUGUUUUCAUUUGCGCAUAUCCUUACAGCGGAACUCAUUGGAUGUGGGAAGUGACCAGUAUGAUUUUAAGGAGGAAAGCUGAAAGAAUAGGUGGUGUCAAAGAGGAAAUGAUGCUGGAAGUUAUACCCCAGCCACAAUUGGAAAACAUAGAGUCCCCACGAGUGCUCAAUACUCACAUUUUGCCAAGUGUACUCCCUUCAGACGUAAUAUCUGAAGGCAAAAUUAUAUUGAUGAUGCGUAACCCCAAGGAUGUUGCUGUUUCUGCUUACAGGCAAUUAACUGGUUCAAUUUAUAAUACGUACGAAGGAAGUUUUUCGAAUUUCUUCAAUUUGUUUAUAAAGGGUCAAGUGUUUUAUGGUGACUAUUUUAAAUAUCAUUUAUCAUGGUUAAAGGCUAUUCAAGACAAACCUAAUGUGUUAAUCGUCUCUUAUGAAGAAGCUUCUCAGGACCUUGAAAAUGUUGUGUCUAAAAUCGCUAAAUUCCUUCAAGUUGAAUUGGAACCAGACCUGUGCAAAGACAUUGCUGACUUGUGCACAUUUAAGAAGAUGAAAGCUGAGAAGAAAUCGGAAAAUAUCGGACCACUUCCUACAGUUUUAUGGAAGCCAAAUGUUUCAUUUUACCGUACUGGUAAAGUUGCCACUUGGAAGAAUUGGCUUACAGUGUCACAGAGUGAAAGAUUAGAUGAACGCCUCGAUAAAGAACUGGAAGAUUAUGCCAACCUGAUCCAAUUCAAUAUCUAACCAGAAUCCACAUGAUUAAGCAUCUAUAUUUAAAAACUGUUUGUGUGUGUGUGUGUGUGUGUGUGUGUGUGUGUGUGUGUAUGUGUGUGUGAUUUAAGUUCUUUUGUAGAAUUCAAGGGUUGUCACAAAUAAUGUAUCAAGACAUUUGCUUGGAUUAAAUCUGUUCCCUGGACUUGUGAGUAUGUUAGUGUAUGCAUAUGACUAGUUUUUUCUUUGUACUGAUAUACUUGUACUCUGGUUCACGAUAGUGUGUGUGAUUGCUUUUAAUGUAUGCAUAUAAGUAUGUAUGUAUGAACACAUGUAUAUACAUAUGUAAAUACUAGCUGGUUUACUUGGUAAUUCCCGGGGGUAAAGAUGUUCUAUUGAAACGCCAUGUUACUCUGAUAUAAGAAAGCAAUAUUGUUAUAACUGUCACAAAAGAUGUAUUUUCCGUCAAAAAACUGUCAGCUGGAAGAGGGAGAGAUUGUUGGAGGUUGGAGAGAGUGGUUUUUGGAGGUUAGCAAGAAAGAUUGUCAGAAGUUGGUGAGAGAGGUUGUACAAAUAUAUGAAUGAAGUGUUUGAAAAAAGUGCAAUAAUAAUGUUCAUACUCACUGAUGGUCACUCUCAGUAACUGCCUUUAGCUUAUGGAGUUCUUGUUUUUAUAACUAUCGAAAAGUAGCCAGAAGGAUAGACAUAUCGUUGAGAACAAAUGAUUUUGUUGGAGGUUUGUUAUCUCCAUUCCAGCCAGUGGUGGCUAGAAAAGGUUAGAAGGGCCAAGUGGCAAAGACAUUAUUCUGC
This is a messenger RNA of Octopus sinensis (East Asian common octopus), 1998 nucleotides long. Its product is annotated as sulfotransferase 6B1-like. Gene Ontology annotation, biological process: sulfation. Gene Ontology annotation, cellular component: cytoplasm. Lineage: Eukaryota; Metazoa; Mollusca; Cephalopoda; Octopoda; Octopodidae. The record is from RefSeq and is a predicted model, not a curated record. Bases 268 to 1221 code for a protein of 317 amino acids. The transcript has 5 exons. Gene Ontology annotation, molecular function: sulfotransferase activity.